CUUUUAGCGGCGCUUCAAAGGGCUCCGCUCCGCGCCUUCGAUCAUAGCGGCAUAUUAGAUGGUGUUGUUCGACUCGGGGAAAAGCCACGGCCAAGAGCAGACACAGUCCACCACACGUUUCGCUCCAUCUUCCUUGCUUGCCAAUGCCAUGGAGCAGCCCCAGAGCACCAGCGACAAGGCCCAGCACCGCGCCUGCGACCCCUGCAGUAACGCUCUCUCUCUCUUUCUCUCUCUGUCUCUCUCUCUCUCUCUCUCUCUCCCCAUCCCUCUAGCCGCGCCUGGCCUGCCUACCUAGUGAGCGAGUGACGGCGUCGCUGACCACAAGUAUGACAAACAGGGAAGCGGAAAGUGAGAUGUUCACGCCGUGCUCCACCUUGUGAACGGUGCUCGUACUUUUCGUUGGACUGCGAAUACUCUCCCAUGAGGACCAUAGGCCGUCCGCGUCGACGCCCGUCCGCCCGGCCUCGGGAGGAGAACGCCGUCGGUCAACAUGCGCUCCCGACGCCGACCGCCGGUCUCAUCGACGUCGGCGGCUUCCCCGAGAUGAUGGACCAGUUCUUGAACGGCUUCAACACGCCGCUUCCCUCCUUCACUAUGGACUUUGGUCCUGUUCAGGCCGGCGGCAGCAGCAGCAGCAGCGGCGGCGGCGGCACGCAAGGCCAGUCGGC
Molecule: messenger RNA, 668 nt
Organism: Colletotrichum navitas
Lineage: Eukaryota; Fungi; Ascomycota; Sordariomycetes; Glomerellales; Glomerellaceae
Exons: 1
Coding region: 59-295 (78 amino acids)
Source: RefSeq, a predicted model, not a curated record